CCUUCUUCCCCCUCCACCCCAAACCCAACGGCCUCUCUCGUCUCUCUCCCAACCACCAUGUCGUUGAGUACUGAAAUCGAAAGCCUCUGGGUCUUCGCUUUGGCUUCUAAAUGCUCUCCUCUCACCCAACCCAACAUCCUUUACUUCUUCCUCUUCCUAUGCCUAAUUUGGUUUCUUGUUUCCAUUUUCCAUUGGGCCCAUCCUGGCGGCCCUGCUUGGGGCCGCCACCCACGGUGCCGCCGCAAUUCCCCUCUCUCCACCACCACCACCACCAUCCCUGGCCCAAGAGGCCUCCCCGUCAUCGGUAGCAUGACCCUCAUGACUGGACUGGCCCACCACCGAAUAGCCGCCAUGGCCAAAUCCCUAGGCGCCACACGACUCAUGGCCUUCUCACUCGCCAACACUCGCGUGAUUGUCACGUGUAACCCGGAUGUGGCUAAAGAAAUCCUCAACAGCUCGGUCUUUGCGGACCGUCCGAUUAAGGAAUCUGCCUACUCCUUGAUGUUCAAUCGCGCCAUUGGAUUUGCCCCUUAUGACGUCUAUUGGCGGACACUCCGACGUAUUGCUUCACAACAUCUCUUCUGUCCUAAACAAAUUAAAUCCUCCGAAUUCCAACGCCGCCAAAUCGCUUCCCAAAUGGUCGCAAUCUUCGCUAACAACAACAACACCUCGUCUCGUCACCAAGUUCGUGACACGCUCAAGCGAGCCUCUUUGAACCACAUGAUGGGCUCAGUCUUCGGCCAGGCUUACAAUCUCUCGGACUCAAAUAAUGAAAUCGAGCAACUCAAGAGCCUCGUCGACGAAGGUUACGAUUUAUUGGGCCUUCUCAACUGGUCCGACCAUCUCCCCUUUUUGGGUGAUCUCGACCCACAGCGAAUCCGGUUCAGAUGCUCCCGGUUGGUCCCCAAAGUGAACCGGUUUCUAAACCGGAUCAUCGCCGAUCACCGGUCCAAAUCAACCCAACAAAUCAUGGAUUUUGUCGACGUUCUUCUCUCUCUUCAACAAACCGAAAAUCUCUCCGAUUCCGAUAUCAUCGCCGUUCUUUGGGAAAUGAUAUUUAGAGGGACGGACACGGUGGCUGUGUUGAUAGAGUGGACCCUAGCGAGGAUGGUGGUUCACAAGGAGGAGCAGGAGAAAGUACAAGAGGAAUUAGAUAAAGUGGUUGGUAGAUCACGCGCCGUCGUGGAAUCCGACAUUCCGUCGUUGGAAUAUCUAACGGCGGUGGUUAAGGAAGUUCUGAGGCUACACCCACCUGGGCCUCUUCUAUCAUGGGCCCGAUUAGCCAGAAGUGAUACAAUGGUGGAUGGGCAUCACGUGCCGCGUGGGACCACUGCAAUGGUUAACAUGUGGUCCAUAGCACGAGACCCAGAGGUUUGGUGGAGCCCACAGGAGUUUAUGCCUGAGAGGUUUGUGGGGAAUAAGUGUUGUGGGGUGGAGUUUCCGAUUAUGGGUUCGGAUCUAAGGUUGGCUCCAUUUGGGUCGGGUCGAAGGAGUUGCCCCGGAAAGGCACUCGCGUGGACUACUGUAACAUUCUGGGUAGCUACUCUGUUACAUGAGUUUAAAUGGUGGCAAAACGACGGCGUUGACUUGUGUGAGAAACUCAAGCUGUCUUGUGAGAUGGCGAAUCCACUGACGGUUGAAGUAUCCCGACGGCGGUAAAUAAAGUAAAUGAAUUAAUAUUAUAAUAAGAUGAACCGUGACAUGAACAUCUUAAUUUCCCCCCUCCCUUUUCAUGUAAAUAUUAAUGGAAUUGGAGUUAAUACAUUUUUGUGAUGUUUUAUCC
Messenger RNA from Cucurbita moschata (crookneck pumpkin), 1783 nucleotides. RefSeq names its product cytochrome P450 78A3-like. The transcript is spliced from 2 exons. The record is from RefSeq and is a predicted model, not a curated record. The coding region runs from base 58 to 1659 and encodes 533 amino acids. NCBI's taxonomy places the organism in Eukaryota, Viridiplantae, Streptophyta, Magnoliopsida, Cucurbitales, Cucurbitaceae. Gene Ontology annotation, molecular function: heme binding; monooxygenase activity; oxidoreductase activity, acting on paired donors, with incorporation or reduction of molecular oxygen.